Molecule: messenger RNA, 567 nt
Organism: Manis pentadactyla (Chinese pangolin)
Lineage: Eukaryota; Metazoa; Chordata; Mammalia; Pholidota; Manidae
Product: keratin-associated protein 8-1
Exons: 1
Coding region: 41-232 (63 amino acids)
Source: RefSeq, a predicted model, not a curated record
ACACAUCCUCCUGCUACCGAAGCCCUCCACUCCUGACACCAUGUACUACAACGACUUCUCCGGUGCUGCCUUCCCAGGAUGCUACUGGGGUAGCUACGGCUACCCACUGGGGUACAGUGUUGGCUGUGGUUACGGCAGCACCUACUCCCCAGUGGGCUAUGGACUUGGCUAUGGCUACAACGGCUGUGGGGCUUAUGGCUACAGAAGAUACUGGCCAUUUGCUCUCUAUUGAUUUGCUGGAAUUCCUGAGGCAUAGAAUCUUCUCUCCCAAGGAUGAAAGGCACCCUUCUAGGUCCCUCCAUUAUUUACACCUUUAGUCUUCACUUGUUCAUCAACCUCCUCAAUGCUGCUUUUCAGACCUAGCACCAGAGUCCCGAGAGAAGAAAAUGAAAAACCAGAUGCUGCCUCCAGCCACCUUCCCUGGAUGACCUUUGUUGGGACAUUUUCAGAGGCUUGACACCCAACCAUGCAUGUCUUCUGAAGGUUUCACUGUGCUCAGACUCUUCUCAUGACAAAGUUGUGGAUGUGUGUGUCAAAUUCUCAAUAAACUUGUCUCAACCAGCAUAA